Molecule: messenger RNA, 2915 nt
Organism: Mauremys reevesii (Reeves's turtle)
Lineage: Eukaryota; Metazoa; Chordata; Testudines; Geoemydidae
Product: solute carrier family 35 member E2A-like
Exons: 12
Coding region: 837-2021 (394 amino acids)
Cellular component (GO): Golgi apparatus
Molecular function (GO): antiporter activity
Source: RefSeq, a predicted model, not a curated record
CACAAUGACGUCAUCCCCUCCCCCGAGUGGGGCAGUAACAGCCUGUUCCAUCUCCCCCUCCCCCCAGCUGUAUGGGCCGGGCUGCCUGUUCACAGGCGGACCGAAGUGAGGACUUAUGGUGAGGGCGCAGCGAGCCCUUCGCGCACUCCGGGCUGGACUCUACCAACCAGAGACAGGAGCUGGUUACAGUUCUGGCUGGUGAUGUACCAAGAUCAAGGAGCUUCCAAACCCUGUCUUCUCUGAGCAUGACUGCACUGCAGAAUAAUACAGGGAUGAAUUCAUAGAAGAUAGAGAGAAAAGAGCUGUUAGAUCAAGUGCUCCAUCUUUCUGCAGAGCAGGGAAGCUAGUGUCCUUUACCCAGGUUGCUGCCCAUGCAAGAGACAAGCCUGGUUUUCAUGGCCCCAUCCUGAACCUCCAGAGUCCAAGCAGCCCCAGUGUCUUUGUGGACAGCGUCACAUCAUAAGGUGGCAACAUGUCAGAGAUGGCAACCUCAGCACUGCCCAGUCUCCCAACCACUGCCACGUUUUCAUCUAUCUGUAAACAUCAUGACCGUUGGUAUCAGGGGAGGGCAACCAAAUUAAUCCCAGAUGAGGAACUAUUUCAGCCGAUGUAAGACUUUCCAGUUAAUUUAAGAAAAUGCAGUUGACCACUGGAAGGAAGUAUGUGAAGUUUAUUUCUAAACAAGAUGGUGUCUGGAGGACCAAAUAAACUUUUGUGGACCACUGAAGCCGAAAGAUUAAUUACAUGACAUUAUUUUUCGUCUCUUCACCGUGUGGUUCAGUACUAAGUCAACGUUGCUUUAUGUUAAGACCAAACAGUAGUCUCCUGACAUCAACAUGUCGUCUGUAACAAACACUCAGACUCUGGUGGAUUUUGAUCCUCCUGUCCUUGAGGAAAAGUCAAAGGGGAAAUCAUUAUUUCAGUUGGGCCCCCUCUUUGCUAGCAGGAGUGAGAAAUUUGUGAUUGCCAGGAGUGACAGUGUACCAGAAGAAAAUGUACUGAAAAUAACCAUCACUGAGACUACAGUCAUUGAGUCUGACUUGGGCAUCUGGAAUUCUCAUGCUCUGAUCUACCUCACAUUGUGGUUUUUCUUCAGCUUUUGUACCCUUUUUCUUAACAAAUACAUUCUUUCACUGCUGGAAGGAGAGCCCAGCAUGCUAGGUGCUGUUCAGAUGCUUUCAACCACUUUCAUUGGCUGUAUAAAAAUGUUUGUUCCAUGUUGUUUGUACCAGCACAAAACACGUAUCUCUUACCCUCCCAAUUUCAUCAUGACAAUGCUGUUUGUUGGACUGAUGAGGUUUGCAACAGUGGUUUUAGGUCUAGUGAGCUUGAAAAAUGUGGCUGUUUCAUUUGCUGAAACAGUUAAAAGCUCUGCACCUAUUUUUACUGUCAUUAUGUCCCGGAUGAUUUUAGGGGAAUACACUGGAUUGCUGGUGAAUCUGUCUCUCAUUCCUGUCAUGGGAGGAUUAGCUCUAUGUACAGCCACUGAAAUCAGUUUCAACAUUCUGGGUUUUUCGGCAGCUUUGUCUACUAACAUCAUGGACUGUUUGCAAAAUGUUUUUUCCAAAAAGCUGCUCAGUGGAGACAAAUAUAGGUUUUCUGCUCCAGAACUUCAGUUUUACACAAGUGCUGCUGCAGUUAUUAUGCUCAUUCCAGCUUGGAUAUUUUUCAUGGAUGUGCCAGUGAUUGGGAAAAGUGGAAGGCGUUUCAGUUACAACCAAGAUGUCAUUGUACUGCUCCUAAUAGAUGGAGGCUUGUUCCAUUUGCAGAGUGUUACAGCAUAUGCCUUGAUGGGAAAGAUUUCUCCUGUAACUUUCAGUGUUGCUAGUACAGUGAAGCAUGCGUUGUCAAUCUGGCUAAGUAUUAUUGUGUUUGGUAACAAAAUUACAAGCCUCUCAGCCAUUGGGACAGUUCUAGUAACAAUUGGCGUUUUGCUAUAUAACAAGGCAAAGCAACAUCAGCAAGAAACAAUACAAAGCCUGGCAGUGGCAGCCCCACAACCCUCACAGAGCACAACUUAAGAUACCAAGCCACUAAUAUCCAAGGAUUUAAAGCCAUAUGAUUGAUACGGCUCUUAAUUCUUCCACCACAACCUGACACAACUCAGAGGAACUUUGUCUUAAAUGGAUGCUACCCAAGCUGUUGACAAUGCUUGGUUUCUUUGAAUUCACAACAGGUGAAAGAAUGGACUUUGCUGCAGAGAGGGGAAAAAAUGGAGAAGAUCCUAUAAGCCCUGGUUUACUAGAAACUGACAUGUAGAACAGAAGACCAAGAGUAAUCCAGCAUGGUAAACAUUGGCUUCACACUCCUUCCUUGACUCUGCAAAUAAAUAACAAGACUAUAUUGGAGAUAAAACUUCAGUGUCAGAUGGAAAAAUAACUUGUACCCCAGCCCCACAAAAGUAAUGUGAUAACAUGACCCAUCCCUGUUUUCUGCAUGCUUGCAGUAGGAUGAAACUAGUGCAUAGGAAAAAGAUGUCUAGUUGCCACUUUUCGUAAACAUCCUAGACUGUUUGUGUGUGUGUGGUGAGGAUCUGGAAGAAAGCACUUUGAAAGACAAAAUCAGUCAUUUUUGUUUACACAGCUGUUAGUGUAAACUAUGAAUAUGAGCAGCUACUCUUGAGUAUAAAGCCAGCAAAGAGAAUUUGUGCUUUCCUUUGAAAUUUUCUAACAACUGGAGCAUUGCAGUUUGCCUGGGUGCCGACCACAUUCAUGUGUCUGCAAAACUGAAACACACACACAUGCCUAUAUACUAGGAGUCAACACAAAUAAGUAUAGUUGCUAUCAGGCAAAAACCACUGGAAAUUUUCAGAAAUAAAUGAGGCAUCAGCAUUUCCAUAGUAAGUACUGUCUUAAUUUUAGAAAUAAAAAAGUUUCCUUUGCAUUGUAAUUUAUCAUAAAAUAUUUUUAAGGCAA